CACAGUCAGCCAAAACGUCCCGGAAGUAGCUAUAGGGACGUGAAUGUCAAACUUCUUUACUUUUUAGAAAAAUAUGAGCGAGAGCUUGGCAAAGUAACAGAAGUGUAUAAUAAUGUGUAAUUAUGGGCGUUAUAUUAUAACGUAUGUCAGAGUUAACGGGCAACAAUUAUGUUAGUUGGUUUUAUUUUGAAAGUGUAGCGGAAGCUGUUACUCUGUUGCGUUAAGCCCGCUAACUAACGGAGAAACUCGUUCAUGCUCCUCUGUUUGGUUAGAAGGCGGAGUUCAGCCAGCAAAGUCUUCUCUGAAACAAACACAGGAGUCAGUCGUAGUGUUCACUUUGACUGAAAUAAACUGUUUUGUUCAUUUGCACUUGAGGACGAACCUUCGUUUGUGGUCCGGACCGCAGUGGAAAGCGGGCUAAUAACGAGGUUACCGUUUCACCUGCGGGACAAUUACUCCAACCACCGUGACCUCGUGAUAGGUGGGAGUUGAAAAUGAAGCGCCUCUCGUUACUGUGCCUGGUUGCGCUGGUCGCCUUGUAUGGCCAUAAGGGUGUGCUGUCCCAGCCUCCUUCCUACGGUGAACGGGGCUCUGAUCUCGGCAUACAGGUGUUUCAGCAAGUGGUUCACUCCAAACCCCAGGAAAAUGUGGUGCUUUCUCCCCACGGUGUAGCUUCCAUCCUUGGGAUGUUGCUACCCGGAGCUCACGGAGAGACUCGGAAGCAGAUCCUCAAUGCUCUGCGCUACAAGAAAAAUGGCCCAUACAAGAUGUUGAAGAAGCUGCACAAGACCUUAACAGCCAAGUCCAAUCAGGACAUUGUGCUGAUUGCCAAUGCCAUGUUCAGCCAGGUGGGCUUUCCCAUGGAGCAGGCCUUUGUAACCACCAACAAAGCCAACUUCCAAUUUGAGAGCAGGAGCUUGGACUUCAGCAACCCCCCUGCGGCAGCAGAUGCGAUCAAUGAAUGGGUCAACAACAAGACUAAAGGUCACAUCCCCAGCUUGAUCAAAGCAGACAUGCUGGAUCCGUCUCUGACCCGCCUGGUCGCUGUCAACUCAAUCUACUUCAAAGGCUUAUGGAAGUCCCGCUUCCAGCCCGAGAACACCAAGAUGAGGCCCUUCACCAGGGGCGACGGAAACGUAUAUAAAGUUCCAAUGAUGUCCCAACUGUCCGUCUUCAACAUCGGCAUGGCCACCACACCUCAGGGGCUGAAAUAUAAGGUGAUCGAGCUGCCCUAUCACGGCAACACCAUCAGCAUGCUGAUAGUCCUGCCCUCCGAAGAGGACACGCCUCUGUCCCGUGUGGUCCCACACAUCAGCACAGCCACAGUGCAGAGUUGGACCAAACUGAUGCACAUGAGAAAAAUCCGCCUGCUCAUCCCCAAGUUUAACGCUUCAGCAGAGGUAGAUUUGAAUGACCACCUUUCUGCGCUGGGAAUAACAGACAUGUUCACUGAAGGCAAAGCUGACUUCAGACACCUCAGUGCUGAGCCUGUGCAUGUAUCCAAAACACUCCAGAAAGCCAAAAUCGUGGUGAAUGAGGACGGAACAAAAGCAGCAGCUGUCACUGCUGCCAUUUUGCUGGCUCGGUCCUCUCCACCUUGGGUUACAGUGGACAGACCUUUCCUCUUCCUCAUCAGACAUAACCCCACAGGUACCGUUCUCUUUAUGGGCCAGAUCAACCAGCCUUGAGCCCAGCCAUCACUGCUCAGCCCCUGGUACUGUAGUGUCAUAUACCAGCAUGGGAAAUGCUUCUCCACUGCCACACAUGAACACACACACACACAUACACACACACGGACAAACUUUGCUGUAGACUUAUGUACAGUGUGGACAUAUGUUAUUUGUUUUAAAUAUUGCUUUGUAUGUUACCCAUUUUCUGGAAGGCAUAACAUGCUUUAUAAAAUGUUUUGCAGACUAAAUUUUUCCAGCUGUUUUAAUUUUUUGUAUACUUUUUUGAAUUUAUUACAUUUUUAAAAGACUUUGAAUGUCAGUUGUGUGUUUUCUCAACUCUGGAGUAGGAUCGUCUGUUUGUUUACUGUCACUGUUUCAGUUUCAAAGUUCUCCAUCUCAAGUCACAUCACUCCAGCGUGUUCUAAGUUUCCUUCCUAAGUUAUGACAAUGUGCAUCACAUCUUGAACUCUAUGCAUUCAGCUACUUGUUUCCUCGCAGAGGAAUUCUUCUGUUAUCAUACUGGCUUCAUAUUUGAUCAAAUAAACACACAUAUUUAUAACAUCAA
Messenger RNA from Larimichthys crocea (large yellow croaker), 2235 nucleotides. RefSeq names its product serpin peptidase inhibitor, clade E (nexin, plasminogen activator inhibitor type 1), member 2 (gene serpine2). NCBI's taxonomy places the organism in Eukaryota, Metazoa, Chordata, Actinopteri, Sciaenidae. The transcript has 9 exons. The record is from RefSeq and is a predicted model, not a curated record. Gene Ontology annotation, biological process: negative regulation of plasminogen activation; negative regulation of endopeptidase activity. Gene Ontology annotation, molecular function: serine-type endopeptidase inhibitor activity. Bases 495 to 1688 code for a protein of 397 amino acids.